Messenger RNA from Ficedula albicollis (Collared flycatcher), 4669 nucleotides. It is a transcript of the gene PLA2G15, whose product is annotated as phospholipase A2 group XV. The record is from RefSeq and is a predicted model, not a curated record. Gene Ontology annotation, cellular component: lysosome. NCBI's taxonomy places the organism in Eukaryota, Metazoa, Chordata, Aves, Passeriformes, Muscicapidae. Gene Ontology annotation, biological process: ceramide metabolic process; phosphatidylcholine metabolic process. The transcript is spliced from 5 exons. The annotation marks the transcript as partial.
UCUCCUUUUUAUAUAUCUCUCUACUUUUUAUACUUUUCAGUUCCGGGGGACUUAGGUAAUCAGUUGGAAGCAAAGUUAGAUAAGCCAUCAGUGGUGCACUAUCUCUGCUCUAAGAAGACAGACAGUUAUUUUACACUCUGGCUGAAUCUAGAAUUGCUUCUGCCUGUCAUCAUUGACUGUUGGAUUGAUAAUAUCAGGCUGGUAUAUAAUCGAACAAGUAAGAUUACAGAACCACCAGAUGGAGUGGAUAUCAGAGUCCCAGGAUUUGGGCAGACAUUUUCCUUGGAAUUUCUUGACCCAAGUAAAAGGAGCGUUGGAAGUUACUUUUAUAUGUUGGUGCAGAGUUUAGUAGAUUGGGGCUACAAACGUGAUGAAGAUGUGAGAGGAGCACCUUAUGACUGGAGAAAGGCACCAAAUGAGAAUGAAGACUAUUUUGUGGCACUUCGCAAGAUGAUAGAGUUACUGUAUGAGCAAUAUGGAAGCCCUGUUGUCCUGAUUGCCCACAGUAUGGGGAACAUGUACACCCUCUACUUCCUCAACCGCCAGCCCCAGGAUUGGAAAGACAAGUACAUCAAGGAUUAUGUGUCAUUAGGUGCUCCAUGGGGAGGAGUGGCUAAAACUCUCCGUGUGCUGGCUUCAGGUGACAACAACAGAAUCCCUGUUAUCAGUUCACUCAAGAUCAGAGACCAGCAGAGAUCAGCAGUUUCCACGAAUUGGAUGCUCCCCUACAACUACACGUGGCCUCCAGACAAGGUCUUUGUAAGCACUCCCACAGCUAACUACACCCUGCGGGAUUACUGGAAGUUCUACAGGGACAUUAACUUCGAGGAUGGCUGGCUGAUGAGGCAGGACACAGAGCACCUGGUGUUCCAAAUGACCCCGCCCGGCGUGCGCAUCCACUGCCUGUACGGCACUGGCGUGGAAACCCCCGAUUCCUUCCACUACGAAAGCUUCCCUGACAAAGAGCCCAAGAUUUUCUACAGCGAUGGGGAUGGGACAGUGAACUUACAGAGUGCCUUGCAAUGUAGAAAGUGGGUGAACAUGCAAAAACAGGAAGUGGUGAUGCUUGAGCUUUCAGGAAACGAGCACAUUGAAAUGCUGUCCAAUGAUACUACUAUCUCCUAUGUGAAAAAGCUGCUCUUUGAUUUGUGGUAACCUUGUGUUGAUAGUUAUUUUCCUCACCUGUGAUGCCUUCCCUUAAAUAAGAGGAAAUGCCUUUUAAUCCCUUGUUAUUUAGAUAUCUGAAUUAUUUAUUUUGCUUUUUUUAAAAGGUUGUGUUCAAGUUGCUUGGUGUUCUAAAUGAUCAUUUGUCUCUGAUUUGUGUUUGAUGCUUCAUGGUAUUUUCACAUUCUGCAAAUUUUGUCAAAUUUUCGUUUUGGUGCCUCUGGUGUUGUGUCCAAUGAUCAUACAGACUUUCAUUUGGAUAUUGUGCAGCCCCUUGCACAUACCACAUGGAGUCAUAGAUCCCAGAGUUCCUUUGUGUGGCCUUUUCAGGUUUGGAGUGGAAGGCCAGGAAGGAUGACAGUUUUGGAUGCCCAAGGGAAUGGUAUUAACAAUUUGGCAAACUCAGUAAGCUUUUUAAAGGGUCUGAUCCACAGUUCCCAGUAGUUUGUAAAUGUGCAUAUCUACUAGGUAAAAUAGUGAAAAGGUCUGCCUGGAACUGUGCUACCAUUUUUGUAAUCCAGACUUUUAUUUAUUACAGCCUGGGAGGUAAAAAGAUAGAUGUGUAAAUUACUUGAAGCUUCUUUAUUAGGUGCCCUACUGGGUUAUUUUAGAAAGAAAAAAUUGUUUGCUCAUCAACUUCUAGAAUCCCUGAUCACAUGCUCUCUGGAGUUUGAGGAAUUCUCAGCCUGUGCUUUGUUUCUCAAUGAGGGAAGGAAGCUAAACUGGUUGGUGCUUGUAAUAACUGAGGCAGUGUGGAGUAGCAUGUAAAUCAAAGCUAAUUGAAUACUGGCAAACAAUCUAUAAGGUAUGGAAUUGCAUUUCUGGGUGGAAAACAUAAUGGAUGGUGAGCAAUCUUCAAAGAAAAGUGAACUUCUGAAAUGGAGUGGGGAAUGGAAAGCAGCAUAAUGUUGUAUGGAGUAUUAAACCUUGUUCUCAUCAAAUACUUUGGCUCUGAUCCAGUUACCUGACUAAGCAGUGAUUAGAUCAACAUUGCAUUCCACUGAACAGAAAUUUUUUGCUUUAGGACUAAAAGUAGUUUCCCAUAGAUUAAAAGUUUCAUUUUUGCUGUUUCAAGAAGUUGGGACAUGUGGUUCCUUAAAUUUCUAUAAAUUGCUGAACACGCAAUUCUGUAAUUUCCUACACUGUAGUUCUACUCAGUGUUAAAAUAGUGAUUUCAACUCUGACCUCCACAGAAGUGCUGGCCUAAAGGCCAUCAUAUUUACCACCUUGAUUACAGAAGUCCUGUUGGAGAAAUAGUUAUACUCAAAAGUUCUCUUGCUUGCUUUAAAACCAGUCACCCAGUUAGAUUGCACUUAGUUUUCUAAAAACAUAGCUUUGAAUGCUUUCAAAAUGCUAGGUUCUCCUAGAAAAAUAUUUUAAAAGUUUCAGGAACUCAUCAAACUAUUAAGGGUUCAUUACUUAGGAAGCUAGAUUUGUCUAAAGGCUAAAGUUUUAACUAUUUUGGUAGCAUGCCUAAAUUGUUUUCUGCCUUUGGACAUAUCAAUAAGAUGUGGAUGGGCUUGAACUCUUGCUGUUGUAGAAUGGAACCAGGAGGAAGUUUUAAAGCUUUAGUUUUAAUUCGGAAGUCUCUUGUUAAUUCAAAACAAUUUGAACUAGGGUCAUCAACAAGCUAAAUAUCUUACCAGGUUUUAACUUCCCUAUGUAGCUUUAUUUCCCCCUCUGCAUUUUUUUCCUAGUGCUUAUGUUGAGGGAGUGUAGACGUUUUCCUGGUUUUUAAAAUGGAUCGUUAAUCUUGUCCUCACUCGCCCAGGACCCUACAGUCCAGCAGCAAUAUUGCCUAGACUUUUCCAGAGUAAGUACUGAGUUGCCCACAGUCUUUGUAAUGUGUAGUUAUUGAAAUGGAAAAAAAAAAAAGAUGCCCUUUAGCCAAGUGAUCUAUUUUAUGCAGGGCUUGUCAGCUGGGUAAGUUUCAGGAUUGUGUUCCAAGACUGCUUGAAGAUGAUAAAGCUCUUCCUUGGUCUGACUCAAUUUUUGAAUAAAUGGCUAUUGGAAUAAAUUACAGAAAACAGCUAAUCACAAUCUGUAUUUUUUGCUGAAGGAGAAUGCCUGUUAAUAAGCACUGGAUUGAGUGGAGCUGGAGGCUGUAUUGCAGGAUACCAACAUAGACAUCAAGGGCUGAAAAAUGAGAAAAUAAUGUAGGUAAACAAUUCUUAACUUGAUCUGGAGAAUGUUUGUAAAAUUCAAUUGGAUCCUUGCCCAUUAAUCAGUAGCAUUUUCAAUCUCAUAGCAAGAAUUUAGCUGCAGGGUUUUUUUUUUUUUAAUUUGAUUUGAAACUCCAAAAUGCAUGAUUCAAAAAAUACUUGUUCUUUUUCCUCUUUUUUUUCUUUAGUACUUUUAAAAUGCACUUUGUGACCCAAAAGAAGAAAAAAAGCACAACUCUUAUUCUUUUCUAAUUUUGACAAACUUGUACUGUGUUUCUGAGAUUAGUUGGCUGUAUCUUUUAACCUAAAGAUUUCUAAGCCAGUUUUCCAUUAGUAGACAAGCCCUAGAGUGUCUCCUUAAAGUUGUGAUAGUGAAUGUGAUAAAAUGAAGCUGAAGGUUUUUUAAGGUUUUUGUUUUUUCUGUUGUUUGUCACUGUAAAGCCUUGUUCUGCUGUUGUAAAGAAAUGUGUGUACCUGAGUCCUAAGUACUGUGUGAGAGCAAGCACAGCACCUCUGGUGUUCUUUGAUUGGAUGUGGUGCAUCUGCAGGCUGUAGUUUUAUGUCCAGAAAGUGUGGGGGUUUUUUGGAUUUUUUUUUCCCCCUACCAAAUGAUCGUCAGCCUUUUCAUUUGCAGUUUCUUGCAUGUUAGGAUGCAGUUCUCAUUGAGAAGUGAAUGCAUUAUUGUACUCUGCAUGUGAGGAGUGGCUGCUCUCUGCAGCAGAUCCUCUGCAGGGACUGUACCGAGCAUUACUGUUACAGCAUUGAGCUGUCUCAAUUCUUGUGGGGACAGAGGUCUGAAAAAAAAAUCUUUAAGGAGAAUGUGGCACUUUGAUAAGAGGAUUAACUCAGGUGCUUUGCCACACUGCACAGCUGAAAUGUCUGAAUUCACUAAUGUAUCUUUGUUAUACCUAAAGCAUUAAUUAUGUGUCUCCAUAAUUUUUACUCAUUUUAUUCUUCCAGGAUAUUUUCAGAAACCAAAACUAGUCUUGAGGACCAAAUGUGUUUCUUAUUUUUGACAAUGUGUAUAGAAAAUGCUGAAGAAGCUUUCAGCUGUCAUUGUAGUACUUCUGAAGAGGUUCAGAGUCACUAUGUGAUUCUGUAUAAAAACAGAAAGCUUCAAUACCUAGCAAUAAUUGCAAAGGAUUUGCAGACCAAAGGAAGGAAUGUUUGGUAUUAAGGUAGUUCUUGGAGCACAGUGUGUUCAAGGCCCUCUUAAAUUCAGGGAAUGUUUGGCAGUGACUUUGCUGCUCUACACUAACCAGUAUUUUGUACAGAACAUAAUCUGAGGCCUGGCAUUUUUUAUGUUCUUGUGUAUCAAUGUGUUCAAUAGAUUUUGAAUAUUU